AUGGACGUGCCUAAUGUCUUGAAGAGGCUGAGUUCUGUACCCUCUGGAUGGUACAUAGCUGUGCAGGAUCAGCCUGAAGAUGAUCAUCUGUAUCACCUCUCCUACAAGUUGGCAUUGAACUGGUGUCGUCUGCCUGGGAGUUAUGAGGAGACAUUUGCCAUGCUGGUGUGGAGAACAGGGCUGCAGAAAAGCAUUUGCUCUGUGGAGAAACGAGCCCUACUUGAUGUCACCGAAAUGAUCAUAAAAGCCGAGUCAACGGUCGAGGAGAAGGAGGCCAAGGGGAUGAUCAUCUGCAUAGAUAGGGAGUUGAAUGCAGAAACGAAGCUAAAUCCGAAGUCCCCUGCUUCUGAUGCUGCAUCGGAGCAAGAAUAUCGCUACGAAGGAAGGAUAUAA
Darwinula stevensoni is the source of this 393-nucleotide messenger RNA. Lineage: Eukaryota; Metazoa; Arthropoda; Ostracoda; Podocopida; Darwinulidae. The record is from the annotation of a GenBank genome assembly.